Messenger RNA from Chlorocebus sabaeus (green monkey), 547 nucleotides. RefSeq names its product late cornified envelope protein 2D-like. Gene Ontology annotation, biological process: epidermis development. NCBI's taxonomy places the organism in Eukaryota, Metazoa, Chordata, Mammalia, Primates, Cercopithecidae. The record is from RefSeq and is a predicted model, not a curated record.
AGAAGCUCAUUCUGUUGAUUUUUUAAAUCUAUGUACUUUAUCUGGAGGAAAGAUUCAAGUUGUUUCUUUCAGGUUACUGAUAGGAUUGUAUGAUCUAAAUAUCGUUUUUCUUCACCCAUGCAUUGAUUUUAGAAGAGGUAUACUUAUGACCUUUGGUUUGAAAUAUUUAAAGAGUUUUAUUAUUAUCCUUUAGGUUGACUACACUCCUGCCAGCAUGUCUUGCCAGCAAAACCAGCAGCAGUGCCAGCCCCCUCCCAAGUGUCCUCCCAAGUGUACCCCAAAAUGUCCACCUAAGUGUCCCCCCAAAUGCCCACCCCAGUGCCCAGCUCCAUGUUCCCCUGCAGUCUCUUCCUGCUGUGGUCCCAGCUCUGGGGGUUGCUGUGGUCCCAGCUCUGGGGGUUGCUGCAGCUCUGGGAGUGGUGGCUGCUGCCUGAGCCACCACAGGCCCCAUCUCUUCCACCGGCGCCGGCACCAGAGCCCAGAUUGCUGUGAGAGUGAACCUUCUGGGGGCUCUGGCUGCUGCCACAGCUCUGGGGGCUGCUGCUGA